CUGUUGGAAAAUAGGCAGUUGGCUCGUUUUUCCGGAAAGGCAAUCCAAAAUAAGCAGCAUGAUGGGAUCACGCUGCAACAGUUUGUUUUCCACAAUUCCUUCUCGACCUUUGAAUUUUCUCACCAAGAAAUUAAUAUGCCCUCUACUGAAAAAUCUGAUAUUCACUUUGCACUUAAUAUUAAACAUUCCUUUUAUGAAGAAGUGUUAAGAAUCGUACCUGCUUACCCCUUAACACUAACAGUAGAGGAGUUAGUUUCCCCUUCGUUCACUUCUCGACGCGCGUCACAAUACAGGAGAAACCCUGAAACGUCGAAACCACCGAGGCCGCCUAAUGCAUAUAUUUUAUUUCGAAAAAACUAUCACGCAGAAGUUAAAAAAUCAGGAAAAAACGUUACAAUUAAAGAAAUUUCGAAUUUAACCUCUCAAAAAUGGGAUAUCCAAAAAACAUCAGUGAAGUAUUAUUUCGAAAUUCUCGCUAAAGCAGCGAGAGAAAAGCACAUUGAACU
Molecule: messenger RNA, 506 nt
Organism: Racocetra persica
Lineage: Eukaryota; Fungi; Glomeromycota; Glomeromycetes; Diversisporales; Gigasporaceae
Source: the annotation of a GenBank genome assembly